AUGGCGCAAGACGUCAAGCUGGACAACUUCUCCAUAACAGAGAUGGAGACCACUAAGAGCUACGCGGAUUCGUCCUCCGCCGAUUCCCCUCUACUUCGGCGGCCGGAAGGUGCAAAGGUCUUAUCAUCGAAGGUAUUUGACAGCUUCCGAAGUGGUCCUCCUCGCAAGGUCGCGGAGCCUUUGGUUGGCGAGAAUGGGAGGGUGUUCGAUGCGCAAGCUGCAGCAUUCAACACUGCAAACUCGCCUCUGGUUAGGAAGCUGAAAGGCCGACAUCUUCAGAUGAUAGCAAUUGGCGGGUCGAUAGGUACUGGUCUAUUCAUCGGCUCGGGCGAAGCUCUUGCCACCGGAGGGCCAGCGUCGCUCCUAAUUGCCUUUAUUCUCAUCGGCGGAGUAUUGUUUUGCACCGUGCAAGCUCUUGGGGAGAUGGCUGUCACAUUCCCCGUCGCAGGCUCAUUUUCCGCCUAUGCUACCCGAUUUAUCGAUCCAGCAUGGGGCUUCGCGUCCGGUUGGAAUUAUGCAAUGCAAUGGCUGUUCGUUAUGCCACUAGAGAUAAUGGCAGCAUCGAUCGUUCUGGAGUUUUGGUCAUUGCCUAUCCCUGGAUGGGCUUCUAUAACGGUGUUUCUAACCCUUAUUAUCUCGAUUAAUUUAUUCGGAGUCAAGAUUUAUGGCGAAGCUGAAUAUUGCUUCUCUAUAAUGAAAGUCACAGCUGUCAUUGGGUUUAUAAUUCUGGGCGUAGUGAUAAACUGUGCUGGCACACCAGAUUCGGGUUAUAUCGGUGGCAAGUACUGGGCAGAUCCAGGGGCAUUCCACGGUGGCUUCAAAGGCUUCGCCAAUAUUCUCGUCACCGCUGCCUUCUCGUUCGCUGGGACAGAGCUCGUUGGUCUCGCAGCAGCAGAGACGCAAAACCCCAGCCGAGCGCUGCCUACAGCCAUUAAGCAAGUAUUCUGGCGAAUUGCAGUCUUUUACGUUAUCUCCAUCGCCAUCGUUGGUUUGCUGGUCCCAUACACCAACCCACGGUUGCUAGGCCGCAAUGAUGUGGACAGCAAAUCGUCUCCUUUCAUAAUCGCCAUCACCGACGCCGGGAUUCAAGGCCUCGACUCGGUUAUGAACGCUGUAGUAAUGAUUGCUGUUCUGAGCGUUGCCAAUUCCUCCAUGUACGGCGCAACACGCACCAUGCAGGCACUCGCGGAACAGGGCCAAGCACCACGUAUCCUCGCCUACGUCGACCGCGAAGGCCGGCCGCUAGUCAGUAUCUUAAUCGCGUCUCUGGUCGGCUUGCUCUCCUACCUCUAUGUCUCACCUAUCCAAGGGCCCGCCUUCACCUGGCUUCUUGCGCUCUCGGGCCUCUCCUCUAUAUUCACGUGGCUCUCUAUCUGCUAUGCACACAUCCAGUUCCGCAAAGCUUGGGUCUUGCAAGGUAACUUAUUAACUGACCUUAUCUACCGCUCACCAAUCGGCACCAAAGGGUCAUGGGUCGGGCUCGUCAGCCUGCUUCUAAUUCUCGCGGCGCAGUUCUGGGUCGCUGUGGCGCCUGCGGGAUCUAGUAAUGUCAGGGGUGUCGGUGAACGCUUCGCCAACUUUUUCGAGGCGUAUCUGGCUAUGCCUGUUGUGCUACUAUUUUAUGUUGCAUAUAAGGUUUGGUACAGGACGAGGUGGGUGAGGGUUAACGAGAUAGAUUUGCGAACGGGGAGGAAUGAGUUUGAGAGUAUGGAAGGCACCACGAUAUGGGGUCGGUUACCUACCGAAGGUAGAUAA
This is a messenger RNA of Venustampulla echinocandica, 1755 nucleotides long. RefSeq names its product Amino acid transporter-like protein. Gene Ontology annotation, biological process: amino acid transmembrane transport. NCBI's taxonomy places the organism in Eukaryota, Fungi, Ascomycota, Leotiomycetes, Helotiales, Pleuroascaceae. Gene Ontology annotation, cellular component: membrane. The transcript is spliced from 6 exons. Gene Ontology annotation, molecular function: amino acid transmembrane transporter activity. The record is from RefSeq and is a predicted model, not a curated record. Bases 1 to 1755 code for a protein of 584 amino acids.